This is a messenger RNA of Anguilla anguilla (European eel), 1437 nucleotides long. RefSeq names its product histone H1-like. The record is from RefSeq and is a predicted model, not a curated record. Gene Ontology annotation, cellular component: nucleosome. Gene Ontology annotation, biological process: nucleosome assembly. Bases 646 to 1278 code for a protein of 210 amino acids. Gene Ontology annotation, molecular function: DNA binding; structural constituent of chromatin. The transcript has a single exon. Lineage: Eukaryota; Metazoa; Chordata; Actinopteri; Anguilliformes; Anguillidae.
CCUAUUUAUAUAAGACUUUAUUAAUGACGACAGAGAAAACACCUUGGUCUCGAUAUAAUAGGCUAAAUAAUGUUACCGAACGUUGAUGUGUAACGGCGAUGAAAUCUCAGCAAAGAUUUGCGUUGUGCUUUACUGCCGCAACUACAAGUCGUACUUUAAAGCCUCACUUGGGUAUUUCAUGAGUCUUUUUGGCUUUCCUGUUUUCACACGGGUCUUUUGUGCAUAAUUAACGAACACAUUUAAAGUGUGUGAUAUGUUUGAUAGUUUUAAAAGGCGAAUCGUGUGGGAGAAGCACCUUUAACAGGUACUCGUCCAUGACCGAUGUCGAUGUUUUGGACAGGCUGGAGAAAAUACGGCAAUACUGUUCAGGGCACAGAAGUUAAUUUGUUGGCAGAAGGGCUUUUGUUGAAGUUUACCGGCGCUUUUCGCUUGUAAAAUACUUGCAUAGUGUUCUAUUUGAUCAAUAUUGGUAAAGAGAAAACACAAGCGAGCCGAGUUUUCAGAAGCAGAGACGCUGCGCUGGGUAUGUUGAGUCUAUACGGUCCUCAUGUAACAUUUAAGUCCAGCCCCCUGUGACACGCACAGCCAAAACGGAACUGUAUUACAGACAGCGAGUGUGUAAGGAAAGCGUCUGACGAAAGAGAAAUGGCGGAAGUUGCUCCAGCUCCAGCCGCUGCCGCUCCGGCAAAGGCUCCUAAGAAGAAAGCAGCAAGCAAGCCCAAAAAUGCAGGGCCCAGCGUUGGACAGUUGAUCGUGAAAGUUAUUUCUGCCUCCAAGGAGAGGAGCGGAGUGUCUCUGGCCGCAUUGAAGAAAGGUCUGGUCGCCAAUGGCUACGAUGUGGAGAAAAACAAUUCACGCGUAAAGCUAGCUGUUAGAAGCCUGGUGACCAAGGGGACUUUGCUUCAGACUAAGGGAGUCGGCGCCUCUGGCUCAUUUAAGCUCAACAAAAAACAGGAGAGUGUAAAGAAGCCCGCUAAGAAAGCAGCUCCUAAAGCUAAGAAGCCCGCUGCGGUCAAAAAGGUAGCGGCGAAGAAGCCUGCGGCCAAGAAGUCGCCGAAGAAGAAGCCCGCUGCAGCUAAGGCGAAGAAGAGCCCAAAGAAGCCCAAGAAGCCGACAACAGUGGCGAAGAAGCCAGCCAAGAGUCCGAAGAAAACCAAGAAGCCGGCAGCAGCAGCUAAGAAGGCGACCAAGAGCCCUAAGAAAGCAAAGGCGGCCAAGCCAAAAGUUGCCAAACCUAAGACCAGCAAAGCCAAGAAAGCGGCUCCCAAGAAGAAGUGAACGCCUAUACUGUAACGUAACCUCACCAAGCGCCAAAGGCUCUUUUAAGAGCCAUCCACAGUUUCUUGAAAGUGCAAGUUUCAUUAUUUCGUUCUUGUAUGCCUGGUGACAAGCUCUUCCAUGUGCAUAGUUGCGGAUAUAUAUAUAUAUAUAUAUAUA